Molecule: messenger RNA, 1530 nt
Organism: Penicillium coprophilum
Lineage: Eukaryota; Fungi; Ascomycota; Eurotiomycetes; Eurotiales; Aspergillaceae
Product: FAD-binding oxidoreductase
Exons: 4
Coding region: 1-1530 (509 amino acids)
Molecular function (GO): FAD binding
Source: RefSeq, a predicted model, not a curated record
AUGAGGUACUUUCCGCAACUUUUGGGGCUCGCCUCCGCUAUUGGCGUUGGCAGUGCUUUGAAUCCGGGUGUCUCGACAGGCACUUCCAUCGCUACCUCGUUAGGGUCAUAUAAUCUCACAGCUGGUGCUACUUGUGCUUGCAACAAGCUUUCUACGUUGUACCCAACGCAAUACAUUUCUCCCAGCUCACCAAACUACAACGAACAGGCAACAAACUACUGGGACGUCCGAGCCGACUUGAGCCCAGCUUGCAUCUUUACGCCCAAGACUGCCGAUCAAGUCGCUUCUGCCGUUGAGAUUUUCGUUCAAUGCGAUUCCCAAUUUGCUGUCCGUGGAGGUUCAAAUAGCAUUGACGGCGGUGUCCUUUUGGCGUUCGAUGAAAUGACCAGCUACAAAGUCAACAAGGAAACAAUUGAGGUACAACCGGGAAUGACCUGGUAUGAUGUGUACUCAGCGCUUGACCCGUACGGGCGGACGGCUAUUGGUGGUCGUCUGAAAACUAUCGGAGUACCAGGUCUCACUCUCAUCGGCGGAGUAUCUUAUUAUAUCAACAAAUACGGCUUUGCUAUGGAUAACGUCGCCAGUUACGAUAUAGUACUUGGAAAUGGCACUCUGACAACUGCGAGCGCUAUAACAAACCCGGACCUAUUCUGGGCAUUGAAGGGAGGUGCUAACAACUAUGGAAUUGUGACAAAAUUUACUUUCAAGACAUAUUCUAUGCCGCAGAUCAGCACCACUAUCCAAAUUUUUAACGAGACCUCGACGCCUGCUUUCAGUCAGGCUAUUUGCGACUGGGCAGUCGGUAAUAGCGAUAGCCCUGUCGCUGCUGGCUCCGUGAUUACGAUGACCUACAACACGACUACGAAACAGAUGUCUUCCAGUCUCCUUGGUGUCCAAGCCGGGAUCAGUAAUCCGCCAUCUGAGUUUAGGAACUUUACUGCUAUUCCUGGAGUUUCUAAGACUCAUAAUAUUACGACUGGGAAGCAAUGGGCAUCUAACCUGGACACUCCUAAACAGAUGUUCCGAGUCAUGUUUUCACACCAUUCGAUGACACCCAACGCUGAUGUCUUUACAACCAUGAUCGAGACAUGGAAAAAUGCUGUUAAAGAUAUUGCCGACGUCAAAAGUCUCCGCCCUACGUUCGUGGCCAACAUAUCCCCAGCGAGCGCCGCGAGGGUUGCGAAGACCAAUGGCAUUGGCAAUGUGUGGGGUCUUGAAGAUGAAGCUUUGAUAUAUCAUACUUACCAUUGCCUGAUAGGGUGGCAACUUAGCACUAGUUGGGAAUUGCCUCAAGACGACCUCCGAGUGCAAUCGUGGGCCCGUCGUUUGACCGAACACCUUCACGAAUCGAACAAACAGAAUGGCCUCGCCAGGGAAUUUGUCUAUAUGGGCGACGCAGGCGAGUGGCAAGAUCCCUUUGUCGGAUUUGCGCCUGCCAAUGUCCAGCGAAUGAAAGACAUCAGAGCAGCCUAUGAUCCCAACGGAACUUUUUCGAGGCUGAACUGGGGUGGGUUCAAGCUUGGCUACUGA